Molecule: messenger RNA, 1978 nt
Organism: Prosopis cineraria
Lineage: Eukaryota; Viridiplantae; Streptophyta; Magnoliopsida; Fabales; Fabaceae
Product: probable WRKY transcription factor 31
Exons: 5
Coding region: 95-1846 (583 amino acids)
Biological process (GO): regulation of DNA-templated transcription
Molecular function (GO): sequence-specific DNA binding; DNA-binding transcription factor activity
Source: RefSeq, a predicted model, not a curated record
UUUCCCCUCUUUUAUCGCCGAAUCUGUUGCAUCAUUUGCAACAAUCUGAGUCCUUCAUUGUGUUUUUAUCCUCUCUCGAGCCGUAUAGAUAUUGAUGGCCCGAGGGGGUGGAAUCUCCAUUGAAUCAGAUCCACUUGGGAGCAGCUUCUUCCUCGACGAGCCCUUCGUGUUAAACUCUUUCCCUGAAGAUUACUCCACCAACCUCACCAAUAAGUCGAUUCUCGUCAGAGAUCCCAUGGAUGGCGGCAAGAGGUCUCCCUUGCGGGUGAACCUCAAUUAUUCCCACCACGAAUCUCCCGCCGAUCACGAAACUGAACCCUCUCUUCAUCCUGACGACCUUAGAGCCCACAUCGACGAAAUGGAUUUCUUCUCCAACAAGGACGACAAGUUCUCCUCCUCCUCCUCCGCCGCCUCCGCCCUUCCCAAACUUGAUUUCUUAUCCCCUCCGCGGCUCUUGCCCUUUAAUAUCAAUACUGGCUUAAAUCUUCUUACUACUAAUAUUGGUAGUAAUCAUUCUGCACUACAAGAUGGUUUAUCAACCUCAGUACAUAAAACGCCUCAUGAAGAGUAUGACGCUCUUAAAGUGAAGUUUGUGCAAAUGAAAGAUGAAAACAAUCGUUUGAGAGAAAUGCUCAAUGAAGCGACUGACAAUUACAGUGGGCUGCAUACGCAAUAUAUGAACAUGGUGAACGGUAAUACUAAAGAAAUACUCGACGACAAAGGAGGAAAGAAACAAAUGGGAGGAGCAUUGGUGCCAAGACGCGCACGGUUUAUAGAUCUUGGACUUGCCACUAAUGCUAGCGUGGAUAAACCUUCUGUUUCUUCCACGUUGGCAAGAGGUGCAUCGCCCCCGCCGGCACAGGGGGUUUCCAAAGAUUUUGACCCGGGAAAGAAUCAAAUCAGUGAUGCUAAAGAAUUUGGUAAGGUUAUUAGAAGAGACGAUAGCCCCCCAGCCCAAGCUUUCUCUGUUGACAAGAUUUCGAAGAUCAGCACUCCUCCAGAUAGUGUUGAUCAAGCUGAGGCCACCAUCAGAAAGGCUAGAGUUUCUGUUCGAACACGAUCAGAGGCAGCCAUGAUCACGGAUGGAUGUCAAUGGCGAAAAUAUGGACAAAAGAUGGCUAAAGGAAAUCCGUGUCCUCGUGCUUACUAUAGAUGCACCAUGGCGGCUGGUUGUCCAGUCAGGAAACAGGUACAAAGGUGUGCUGAGGACAGAACGAUCCUGAUCACAACCUACGAAGGGAAUCAUAACCAUCCUUUGCCUCAGGCAGCGAUGGCAAUGGCACAAACAACCUCGUCAGCUGCAAGAAUGUUACUGUCAGGACCAUCGUCGAGUACGGAUGGCUUAAUGAACCAAAAUUUUCUCACACGGACUUUGCUUCCUUAUUCGUCUAGCAUGGCUACUAUCUCAGCCUCAGCUCCAUUUCCCACUGUUACAUUGGACUUAACCCAGAACCCUAACCCCUUACACUUCCCUAGAACUCCCACCCAAUUUCAAAUCCCUUUCGCGCCUCACACCUUGGCCAAUUCUUCUGCUUCAUUACUGCCUCACAUAUUUGGUCAGGCGCUUUACAACCAGUCAAAGUUUUCGGGGCUUCAACUGUCUCAAGAUGCUGACACUUCCCAAUCGUCUCAGGCAGCGCCGCAGCCACUACACCUGGCUGACUCGGUGAGUGCCGCUACCGCUGCCAUUGCUUCUGACCCCAACUUUACGGCAGCCCUGGCAGCGGCUAUCACUUCCAUUAUUGGCGGUGCUCAGCAGAACAAUAAUAGCAACAAUAGUGGUAAUCUUCCGCCUAAUAAUAACAGUGGCAAUAUUACGACUGGCAACAACAAUAGUUCCAGCUGAAGCGACAAAAUUGGCGACUCGAGUCCGGCCAAAACAUCGGUUCCUUCCACCUCACCCUCUUUUUUUUUUUUUUUUCUUGAUUUACUGUUCGGGUAAUAUUUUCAUUCUUUUUCCUCCGACUUUGUGGUGUAA